Messenger RNA from Panthera uncia (snow leopard), 5909 nucleotides. It is a transcript of the gene CC1H1orf167, whose product is annotated as chromosome C1 C1orf167 homolog. The record is from RefSeq and is a predicted model, not a curated record. Lineage: Eukaryota; Metazoa; Chordata; Mammalia; Carnivora; Felidae.
AAUAAACAUUAAAAAUUUAAAAAUUAAAAAAAUAAAUAAAUACAAGACACACCUAAAAUAUAAGAACACAGGAAAGCUGAAAGUACAAGAAUGAAAAAAGUUAAAGCCUGGCUGGCUCAGUCUGUGGAGCACAGGACUCUUGAUCUCAGGGUUGUGAGUUCAAGCCCCACGAUGGGUGCGGAGAUUACUUAAAAAUAAAUCUUAAAAAAAAAAAAAAAAAACUUUAGGGACAUCUGGGGGCUCAGUUGGUUAAGCGUCAGACUUCGGACUUCGGCUUGGGUCAUGAUCUCUCAGUUGGAGGGUUUGUGUCCCACGUGUCCGGCUCUGGGCGGAGCCUCGAGCUCUGUGCUAAGCCCGGAGCCUGCUUCGGAUUCUGUGUCUCCCUCACUCUCUGCCCCUCCCCUGUUCACACUCUGUCUCUCUCUCCGCCCCCCCCAAAAUAAAUACACAUUAAAAAAUAAUUUAAAAAAAACUUUACUAAAUUAGUAUCAGACCAACUUGCCUUUAAGGCAUAAAGUACUACUUGAGAUCAAAGAACACCAAGAUCUAAAUAACAAACGAUUCCAUCCACCAGGUUUAGGAGGAAAUGUCGGAUACACCGACUCAGGAAGUAAUAAAUACCCCCUCCUUUAAGAAUUGCUUUAGACUUUAAGAAGCUCUUUGGCAUUUAUUUAUGAAGUUCUCACGUCAAACCUGUGAGAUGGUAGAGGAGGCCUUACCACACCCUUUUUGCAGAUGGGAAGCUUGAGGGUCAGAGAAUCGAAGGACUUGCCUCAGGCACACAACUGCAGCACCCAGGUAAGUCACCGGUCACCUGCCCGGAGGCCGAGGGCUCUUUGCCCUGCCAUCUCGGGGAGGAGAAAGCAUGAAAUCUGGACUGAGGGUGGAAAGGCAAGGCAGGACUCCCAGGGAACAGCAUGGGCAAAGGUCGCAGGUGGAAAAUGCCGAGAGGGCAGUGGGACCGGGCGUCACGGGGCACUGGAGGAGUGGGGAGGGUGCACUCCGGGCGGGUCCAGCGGUACACGGCCACGGCCAGCUUGGCCCGUCUUCCGCACGCCAGCCACUUGCACGAAGCCACGAGGCUGGAUCUCAGUCCCCGGAUGAGGGGCGGAGCCGAGACUCUGGCGGAGGAGCACGCGCUCCGCUCGUGCCCUGUAGCCCACGCCGUGGGAACCUGCGGCCACGCUCGCGACUCGUGGAACCGCCCGCGCGCCCCCAGGCUCCGCGAGUUCUCUGACGUCCCGCACCUUACCCGCCUGGGUCGUUAGCCCUCGCGGGAGGUCCCCUCCAGGUUCAAACCGGACCAGGCGGAGGACCUGAGGAAGACAGACGCCCGGAGGAGGGGUCCCAGAGGCCAGGAGCACUGACCACCGGACCUAUCCGAUCAAACAGGCCAGACCGCUGGCCUUAGUGUGGACCAAGGACACCUCCGCCUUGGCUUUGCCCUCGAGUCCAUGGAGCUGAGACACGACGCCAGCUGCAAGGAGAAUGUGCCCCCCAGGCCUGCGACGCCCCUGAGGCCAGGCAAGAGGCUUGAGCGACGGAGAUUUCCGAAGAGCAGAGGUGUCGGCCGGGGCAGCGGACAUGGCCGGUGGGUGCACGAGUGCCCGGCUGAGAGGGAAGGGCCUGCCACCAUACGCUCCCCGGGGGCAGAGCGGCGCCAGGAGCCCUGCCGGGUCCAGACCAACCUGGCCGGCCCGAGCCUCGUCCUGAAGGACGCAACUGGCCGGCUGGUGAACUCAGGCUUGCAACAGCAGAGCAACCUGCAGACCCCGGCCGGCAGGCCCCAGGGGAGAACCCGAGAGCUUGUCGUCCAGCAGAGUAACCUGAGCAUAAGGGGGACCAGCUUGGCCGAAGGCAGGAGUCACCUCAGCCCCCGCCUCCGGUCAGAGCUUCUGGACAGCUUCUGGCCCCACCUGAUACCCCAGGGAAGCCCUCUAUCCCGAGCGUCGCUGGCUAACCCACCCACCAGCCUGAGACAGUCCCGGUGGCUGGGCACAGACACCCCCUGCCCAGACGUCCAGCCUGCUGCAGGCUUCGCCUCUCUCAGUGGGCACACACUUCCAGGCUCCGGACCCUGGUGUGUCCUGGGGAACUGGCCUCCUAGGCUCAUGGGGGAGCCCCUCACCCUGGAGGACCUGACUGUCCCGGUCCAGAGCCAGGCUCGGGCCCCAUCCCAGACUUCCAUCCACCAGCUGCUGGCCUCUGUGCGACACCUGGAGCACGAGGUAGCCCGUCUCGGGUGCCGGGCCUCCCAGGAACCCCCAGGCCCUGCUCACCGGGACCCCUGGACCAGCAGUGGCCGGGCCCUCCCUGCCCCCCGCCAGCCCGGCCAGCCUGUUCUUGCAUCCUGGGAGGGGAGGGAGAAACCCGUGCGAGGCCUCAGGGAAACUGCGGAUUUCCCAGGGACACAGGGGGCCCAGGCUGGCCUCUCAGACAGUCGGGCAAGCAGUAAGCCUGCGUCACUGGAGGCCACGCUGAGGAUGCCGACAGGGGAUUUCCUCGACCCUAAGCAGGGGGCCCUUCUGGCCAACCCCGCGAGGCAAGGAGAGAACUUCUCCCCGGGGCCUACAUAUGGCAGCAGGCCGAAGAGGGACCCUCGGCUCCCUCCAGGGGUGGGUAACAGGGAAGCCAGACCCUGCUCUUCAGCUUGCUCCCGUGCUGCCUGGGGCGGCCCACCUGGGCAGGAAGGAAGGGAGGUGGCCCUGCAGGAGCUGGUCAGCAAGGAGGAGGAGAGGACAGCUUCCUGCCCACCAGAUGCAGCCCCAGCAAGGAGCGCCCUGCAGAACAAAGCCCGAAACGUUGGGAGCCUGGAGUCCGGGAUGGCCCGAUGUUUCAGAGCCUGGUGGCAUCGGGUGCGGAAGCGGCGGGCCGUGGCUGCGGCGGUGGCCCUGGGCCGCCGGCGGCUGUUGCGCAGGGGCCUGCGGGCGCUUCGGUGGGCACUGCGGCUCCGGGAGGCCCAGCUGGAGGUGGCAUGGAAGCGACACACUCAGGCCCUGCUGGCCCAGAGCUUCCGAAAGUGGAGAAACCAGACUCUGCAGCAGAAGCAAGGGCAGCCCCGUGUCCAGGCUGGGCCGGGACCCCCACCGUCUGGGACGGGCCAAGGCCAGAGCCCCUCAGGAAGGGAGCCGGUGGCAGACCCCGCCUGGAGAAGCAGUCCAGGGAGUCAGAGGGAGGAGGCGGGAGCCUGGCCGGGACCAGAUGGAGGCGACGGAGAAGUACAGAUGCUUCAGGCCUUGCAGCAACUGGCUGGCUUCCUCUUAUGGUGCCAUCAGAAGGAAUGGGCCAGGCAGGAGAGGAGGGUCCAGGGAGAGGCCUCCAGGGCCACGCUGAGGACUCAGAGGAAGGGGAGACGCCCCCAGGCCCGGUGCUCUCAUGCUGCAGACGCACCCAAGGUGGGCUCGCUGGACACCCAGCAGCAGAGAGCCUGGCUCGGCAGGUGCUUUGGGGCCUGGCAGCAGUUUGUGCAAAGAGGGGCCCGGUACCGGGGCCUGGCUCACCGCCGGGCCAGGACCCUGAGGAUAUGUCUGCAGCAGUGGGUGCGAAUGAAGCAGCUCCAGGCCUCAGAUGGAGCGAAGGUGACCCAGCUGUCCCUCUGCCGGCAGAAGGCAGGGAACGUGGCCCUCUGCAGCUCAGCCCCUGGCGUGGCCACAGCCCAAGGCCUGGGGACGAUGGCCCAGGUGCAAGGUGGCAGCUCCCUGCGGGAAGCCUGCCGGAGACUGGCCCUCCGCCGGGCGCUGCUGCUCUGGAGGACGCGGCUCUCCCAGCGUCGGGAGGCUGACUCCUUCCUCCAGGGCAUGCGGCAGCAGAUGAUUCGGCGUAUCCUGAAGGGCUGGUGCCUGAGGGCCUGGGGUCCAGGCACCCCGUCAGACAGUGCCAGGACCACCUUGGCCCCGGAGCUCCUGGGCAGCAUCCCGGGGGGGGAGGACUUGCCGGGCUGCAGCACACCCCGAAGCUCACUAGAGAAGGUUUCCAGGGCCCCCACCCUCCUGGAGACGCUCCGGCUGAGCUUUGUGUGGGCAGCUGGGCGGCAGCAGAAGAGGCGGUGCCUUCUGCUCUGGCAGGUGCGGGCACAGCAGUCCCGGAGGGCAGCGAGGUGGCACCGGUGUACUCUUCGGAGGCGCAUCCUUCUCGGCUGGAGCCACUGGGCAACAGCCCAAGGGGCCCAGAGAGAGCUGGCUGUUGGCUGGGCCUGGGAGCGGAGCUGCAGGGCCGCACUGGGCUUGUGGCGGCGGCGGCUGGCACAGAGGCUGCAGGCAGAGCGGUGCGUUCGGGCCCGGGGUCGCACACUGGUCCGGGGCGCCCUGCACCGCUGGCACGGCUGCUGGCAGAGGCGGCAGCUCCUGCACGAAAAGUACCAGCAGUGGGUGCAGGUGCAACUCCAGGGCCUGAGGAGGUCCGUGUUCCGGGACUGGCGACGGGCAGCAGCUCAUCGGAGACGCACAGCGGCCCCGCCAGAGCAGCCCCUACUGCAGAGCCAUUUCCAGGCCCCGUGUGGAGUUGUGAGAGACACAGGGGUGUUCCCAGCCACCAGAGCCUUUCGGGAUGGCCCGAGAAGGGCCCUGGGGACCACAUUUUCCAUAUGGCGGGAAGCCGGAGCAGCCAAAGCCUGGGCACAGGAGCAGCAUGUGGCCCGGGUCCCCGUGACCCACUGGAGAAGCCGUGCACGGGGGGGCCCGACGGACGGGCAGCUGAGGAGGGUCCUAGAGGCCUGGGCCCAGGCAGCAGCCAGGGGCCGUGUCCGGGGAGCCGCCAUCACCCAGUUCCGGCAGGCUGCGUCCAGACGCCUCCUGUGGACCUGCUGGGCCCAGUGGCGGGCAGUGCUGCUCAGUGGGCAAUUGGAACCACAGGAGGCAGAGGCCCAGGAGGCCUGCCCGGUUGACCGCAGGCAGCGGCCCGGGGUGGCCAGCAGAGGGCGCCUCCUAGCACUGAUGGACACUCCAGCCCCGUGGAAGCAGACCCACCGCUGCAGGACGCGGCCCAGCCCAACGCGGCACCACAGUGGCGGUGGACCGAAGGAGCAGAGAGAGAUGUCCUGGGCUCAGAGUGACAGAGAGCCUCGCCUCUGCCGUGCCUUCCAGGUCCAGCUGCAGUGGCCUGGACGCACCAGCCAGGCCCAGGGCCCGCCGCCCGGAAAACCAGGAGGGGACUGCAGCUCUGAGGCCAGUGUCCUCAAAGGCCAAGGCGUGGCCGCUGAGAGGCAGCUGGGCCGGGGCUUGCCUGAGCCACGGCCGGAGCUGGGCUCUUUCUGGCCGGCGCUCAUUCCUGGAGGAUCCUGGGGGAUCCGUGGCGCUGCCCUUCUACCUGGUCAUGAAGGGCUCGUGACGGUCUGGGCUGUCGGGGUGCUCAGCAGGGCCUCACCCCACCAGGAGGAGGUACCUGCAGCGCUGGCACCUUGAGGCCUUGCUUCGCCGGCUCCAGGGCUCCCAGCAGGCCAGGUGCCUGGCGGCAACAUGGCAGCACUGGGUGGACGCUCAGGGAGAGGAGCAGCUGGCACGGACGCUGCUCAGGCAGUGGCACCUGAAGCGGGCCUGGCGCGUGUGGCGGCGGCGAGUCCUGCGGCUGCGGGCGGCUCGGCGAUUGCAGCAACAGGAAGGCGGCCGGGUCCUUUCCCAGCGUGGGAACAAGGCUCAGUCACAGCACAGCUGCCACUCAACGCCAGCCCACGCUGGGACUUUGAGAAGUGGUGCCAACAGCUGGCAGCCAGGGGCCGGAAGAGAGGAGCCACCGGCAGCCCGGUACCCCCUGAGCAAGGCGGGCAUCGGGAGCCCUGGGAGCAGGCUGGAAGCUGCUGGAGUGGACCACUGCCCAUGCCCGCUACCCAGGUUCGCUUUGCCAUCCCCGUGGGUCCCAAGUGCAAGGUCACUGGCAGCCCCAGGAGGGGGGUGCUUCUCACCAAAGAGCACUAG